Tetrahymena thermophila SB210 is the source of this 159-nucleotide messenger RNA. RefSeq lists its product as hypothetical. The transcript has a single exon. Lineage: Eukaryota; Ciliophora; Oligohymenophorea; Hymenostomatida; Tetrahymenidae. The record is from RefSeq and is a predicted model, not a curated record.
AUGCUAAAGAAAUCAAAAAUCAACAAUCUCUAAUCUAUUACACUAUGUUUAUUACUAAAAAUUGAAUCAUUUCUUAGAUGUUCGCUUUUUUUUAGAAGCACUUUUCUUGAUUUUACUUAAGAAUAUUACAAAAUUUGCUUACAUCAUUUAGUUAUAUGA